Helianthus annuus (common sunflower) is the source of this 1476-nucleotide messenger RNA. RefSeq lists its product as uncharacterized. NCBI's taxonomy places the organism in Eukaryota, Viridiplantae, Streptophyta, Magnoliopsida, Asterales, Asteraceae. The record is from RefSeq and is a predicted model, not a curated record. The transcript is spliced from 2 exons. The coding region runs from base 74 to 688 and encodes 204 amino acids.
GGCGUUUCUCAACCAACCUCCGUAGUUGAUACAGUUGAAACCGCUUGGCGCAACCAGCUUUAUUAAUUCAACCAUGAAUAAUGAUAAUGGCAACAGUCAGAAGCCGGAAAAUUUGUUUGGUAGUUCAGGAUCUUCGUCCUCUGCUAUCCCGACAACUGCAUCAGCAAAUGGUGUAUUUUCAUUUGGUGUCUCAACGAAUAAUUCCGCUAUUAUUAUUAACGGGACUUCUUCAAGUCCAUCAAUUUUUGCUUCUUCGUUUUCUUUUCAAUCUUUCGGAACCAACACAAACAAUGUUUCCAGUAGUAGCUCAUCCACUGUUCUUUCUUCUACCACCACUACUACAGCUGUUAGCAGUACUUUUGCGACAUCUGUGUCUGCAUCCGCAUUUAGUUUUGGGUCUGCAACUGCUUCAUCAACUACAUUGAGCAACGGUGGUAGCAUAUUUGGAUUCAGCUACAUUAACCGCCAACGGAUCUCAGGCAGGCUGCAUUUACUGCCGUUACACAGGCGGUCCCAUUCAAGUUUGGCUCAGGGACUAGCGAGACACCAUCAUCCGCUUCAGCGGGGUCUCUUUUUAGUUCUUCAGCUCCUAGUUUUGGUCUUACUUCUGUCGCCACCUCAUCUGGCGGCUCGACCAGUAGUUCCACCACCACCAUGUUCAGUUCUGGCUCCAGAGUUUUGGACUUAGCUCUACUGUCGCCUCAUCGGAGACCAAAUCUGGUGGCUCUGGUUUCGGUUCAACACUGAGUUUUGGAGUUAACUCUACUGUUGCUUCGUCAGAGACCAAAUCUGGAUCAUCUAACGCAGGUGCUUCAACGGGAUCAUCCUUGUUCUCAUUUUCUUCAAAACUGUCUUCUCCUGCUCCAGUCGGAAACUCGACUCCUGUUUUCGGAACUUCGCCCCCUAGUAACACUGAUCAAAUGAGCAUGGAAGACAGUAUGGCCGAUGACUCCAACCAAACACCAAGUCCAGCGCCUGCUUUCGGUCAAGCUUCCAGCGGCACACCACCGGGUUUCAUGUUUGGUUCCGUCACGCCGACAACGGUUCAGCCACCUGGUUUCUUGUUCGGUGCGCAGAUGCAACCACAAGCGCAAGCACCGUCUCAGAGUCCUUUUCCGGCAACACAGUUUAGUGCGGGAGGAAGGUUCUCGUUAGGUAGCGGUGGAGGGGACAAGUCUAAUAGAAGGGUUGUUAGAGUUAAAAGACAGACCAGGAGGAAAUGAUAAAACAUGGGAAGGGGUCGCUUGUUAUGGCUUGGUUUGACAUUCUACAACUUGUGUCAGGUAUUGUGGUAGUUAGAUUGUUCUUGUGUCUCAUUUUUGGAGGAAGUGUUUUGUAUGAGGUCCAUCGGUAUAACAUCUUAUUCUUUUUGUGUAUCCAUGUAAAAACAUACAAGGUAAAGACAUUGCAACUCUAGAGUCAUAAUGCUGAUAUAGCUUGUAUUUCUGUUUUUAUAAUAUAUGGAUGUUGUCUUUA